This is a messenger RNA of Akanthomyces muscarius, 1299 nucleotides long. RefSeq lists its product as uncharacterized. Bases 1 to 1299 code for a protein of 432 amino acids. The record is from RefSeq and is a predicted model, not a curated record. Lineage: Eukaryota; Fungi; Ascomycota; Sordariomycetes; Hypocreales; Cordycipitaceae. The transcript has 7 exons. Gene Ontology annotation, molecular function: pyridoxal phosphate binding; transferase activity, transferring alkyl or aryl (other than methyl) groups. Gene Ontology annotation, biological process: transsulfuration.
AUGGCCGAGCAACUCAGCAAGAAUUUCGAGACGCUUCAGCUCCAUGCUGGCCAGGAGCCUGAUCCUACCACCAACUCGCGCGCAGUGCCCAUCUACGCUACCACGAGCUUCACAUUCAAUGACUCGGCCCAUGGCGCGAGGCUAUUCGGCCUCAAGGAGUUUGGCAACAUUUACUCCAGAAUCAUGAACCCUACUGUCGAUGUUUUCGAGAAGCGAAUUGCUGCUCUGGAAGGCGGUGCUGCCGCUCUCGCCGCCUCGUCUGGCCAGAGUGCCCAGUUCAUCACCAUCAACACGCUUGCCCACGCCGGCGACAACAUCAUCUCCACGUCGAACCUCUACGGCGGCACAUACAACCAGUUCAAAGUCUUCCUGCCUCGCCUCGGAAUCCAGACCAAAUUCGUCAACGGCGACAACCCCGACGAGAUUGCUGCCCUGAUUGACGACAAGACCAAGGCCAUCUACGUCGAGAGCAUCGGCAACCCUCGCUACAACGUGCCGGACCUCGAGGCCAUUGCCAAGGUUGCGCACGCCAAGGGCGUCCCUCUUGUUGUCGACAACACCUUUGGCGCUGGUGGCUACUUCCUGCGCCCCAUCGACCACGGCGCCGACAUUGUCGUGCACUCGGCCACCAAGUGGAUUGGCGGACACGGCACCACCGUCGGCGGCGUCAUUGUCGACAGUGGCAAGUUUGACUGGGGCGCCAACGCUGCGCGCUUCCCGCAGUUUGUCGAGCCCUCCGAGGGCUACCACGGCCUCAAGUUCUGGGAGACGUUUGGGGCCGCCUCUUUCAUCAUCCGCGCGCGCGUCGAGAUUGUGCGCGACCUCGGCGCCUACCUCAACCCGUUCGCCGCCCAGCAGCUGCUGCUCGGCACCGAGACGCUGUCGCUGCGCGCCGAGCGCCACGCCCAAAACGCCCUCGCCCUCGCCCAGUACCUCGAGAAGAGCCCCAAGGUCAGCUGGGUCUCCUAUCCGGGCCUGGCCAGCCACGGCUCGCACGAGCUGGCCAAGCGGUACCUCAAGAGGGGCUUCGGAGGCGUCCUGAGCUUUGGCGUCAAGGGCGGCGUCGCCGAGGGCGCCAAGGUCGUCGACAACUUCAAGCUCAUCUCCAACCUGGCCAAUGUUGGCGAUGCCAAGACUCUGGCUAUUCACCCUUGGAGCACGACCCAUGAACAGCUUUCCGACGAGGAAAAGGCCAACUCUGGCGUCACCGAGGAUCUCAUUCGCAUUUCGGUUGGUAUCGAGCACAUUGAUGACAUCAUUGCCGACUUUGAACAGUCCUUCUCCGCGGCUGGUAUUUAG